Mastomys coucha (southern multimammate mouse) is the source of this 917-nucleotide messenger RNA. RefSeq names its product olfactory receptor 142-like. Gene Ontology annotation, cellular component: membrane. NCBI's taxonomy places the organism in Eukaryota, Metazoa, Chordata, Mammalia, Rodentia, Muridae. Gene Ontology annotation, biological process: G protein-coupled receptor signaling pathway. The coding region runs from base 1 to 858 and encodes 285 amino acids. The record is from RefSeq and is a predicted model, not a curated record. The transcript has a single exon. Gene Ontology annotation, molecular function: G protein-coupled receptor activity; olfactory receptor activity.
AUGGCUACUGUAAAUGUGACUGAGUUGAUCAUUGCUGGCCUUUUCCAGGAUCCAGAGGUGCAGAAGGUGUGCUUUGUGCUGUUCCUUCCUGUGUACCUGGCCACAGUGUUGGGCAACGGCCUCAUUGUUGUGACAAUUAGUGUCAGUAAGAGUCUGAAUUCUCCCAUGUACAUCUUCCUCAGCUCCUUGUCCCUGGUGGAGAUCUGCUACUCCUCUACUGUUGUCCCUAAGUUCAUCACUGACUUACUUGCGAAGGUUAAAACCAUCUCUCUGAAGGGCUGUCUGACUCAGAUAUUCUUCUUCCAUUUAUUGGGGGUGGCCGAGAUUCUCCUGCUUGUGGUGAUGGCCUAUGACAGAUACGUGGCCAUCUGCAAACCUCUUCAUUACAUGAACAUCAUGAGUCAUCAAGUGUGUCACAUGCUGGUGGCUGGUUCCUGGCUGGGGGGCCUCAUUCACUCCAUAAUCCAGAUCCUCAUCACCAUUCCAUUGCCCUUCUGUGGUCCCAAUGUGAUUGACCACUACUUCUGUGACCUGCAGCCAUUAUUUAAGCUUGCCUGCACUGACACUUUUAUGGAGGGGGUUAUUGUGAUGGCCAACAGUGGUCUAAUCUCUAUAAUCUCUCUCUUCAUCUUGGGGUCCUCCUAUGCUAUUAUCCUAAUCAGUUUAAGGAAGCAUUCUGCAGAGGGGAGACGCAAGGCCCUUUCCACCUGUGCCUCUCACAUCACGGUGGUCAUCUUGUUCUUUGGACCUGCCACCUUCCUUUAUCUCCGACCCUCCUCCACCUUCACUGAAGAUAAACUUGUGGCUGUGUUCUACAGUCAUUACCCCCAUGCUGAACCCUAUCAUCUAUACAUUUAGAAAUGCAGAGGUGAAAAAUGCCAUAAAGAAGUUGUGGGACAAAAGGAACCCAGAGACAG